This is a messenger RNA of Populus euphratica (Euphrates poplar), 2613 nucleotides long. Its product is annotated as MADS-box transcription factor 23-like. Gene Ontology annotation, molecular function: DNA-binding transcription factor activity; RNA polymerase II transcription regulatory region sequence-specific DNA binding; protein dimerization activity. The transcript is spliced from 9 exons. Gene Ontology annotation, biological process: positive regulation of transcription by RNA polymerase II. Bases 99 to 821 code for a protein of 240 amino acids. The record is from RefSeq and is a predicted model, not a curated record. Gene Ontology annotation, cellular component: nucleus. NCBI's taxonomy places the organism in Eukaryota, Viridiplantae, Streptophyta, Magnoliopsida, Malpighiales, Salicaceae.
GAUGAUGUACCCUCCUCGCCCAAGAGCGACGUCUCUGAAACCUCACCUUGUCUCCAUUAACACCCUCUCUUCUUGAAGGUUCUUUGGAAGGGAAAAAAAUGGGGAGGGGGAAGAUAGAGAUAAGAAGGAUUGAUAAUUCGACAAGCAGGCAAGUGACCUUCUCAAAGAGGAGGAGUGGGUUGUUGAAGAAAGCCAAGGAGCUGGCGAUCCUUUGCGACGCAGAAGUUGGAGUCAUGAUCUUCUCUAGCACCGGCAAGCUCUAUGAUUUCUCUAGCACCAGCAUGAAAUCAGUCAUUGAACGAUACAACAAAUCCAAAGAGGAGCAUCAUCAAAUGGGCAACCCAACCUCAGAACUCAAGUUCUGGCAAAGGGAGACGGCAAUGUUGAGACAGCAACUGCAAAACUUGCAAGAAAAUCAUCGGCAAAUGAUGGGUGAAGAACUUUCUGGCUUAAGCGUAAAGGAUUUGCAGAAUUUGGAGAACCAAUUGGAAAUGAGUCUCCGGGGUGUUCACAUGAAAAAGGACCAAAUUUUAAUGGAUGAAAUACUAGAACUAAAUAGAAAGGGAAACCUCAUUCACCAAGAAAAUAUGGAACUCUAUAAGAAGGCAAACCUAAUUUGUCAUGAAAAUCAAGAAUUGUAUAAGAAGGUUUAUGGAAACAGAGAAGUAAAUGGAGCAAACAGGAAUUCCCUUCUCACAAAUGGUCUGGGCAUGGGAGAGGAAUCACAUGUACCUGUCCAUCUCCAGCUUAGCCAGCCACAACAACAAAACUAUGAUACACCAGCAAGAGCUACAAAGUUGGGCAGACUACAACUGCAUUAGCGAAGAAGUUGCAUGAUGCAUUGUCACCAAGAAUGGGUAUUAUGUCAUUUUAAUGGCCCAUAAAUAACAAGACCAUGCUUCUAUUAUUGCACAGUGGUAUGCGAGCCAAUAACCAUUAAGAGCAUACUUUGGUUAGACAUGACCAAUGGAAAACACUUCAGCACUGUGUGAUGAUCAAGACAGCUACUUGUGUAAAAAAUGAGAUAACUGUAAUAAAAAGAAGUGACAUUGCACUGCGUUUUUAACACAUUUUUUAAAAUGACAUUAAUGUUCAAAAAUGGAUGGAAUUAGAAGUCAUGCAUACUACCAUAAGCAAUUUUAUUUAGGAUGUCAUUUGAUGGGACUCACAACGUAUCGAUAUCACCAGGCAGGUACUUCAGGAAAAUAGUAAUUUGCUGACAGGGAAGCAAAUUUAACAAGAUACUUCAGAAAUAUGUUGGGACAUAUACUGCAUGCUAACUUUCAUUUCAACCAAGUUUAAAUUUAAAAAAAUCAUAAUGCAGUGGCAUAAUAGUCUACCUUGUCCAUCUCUUAGGAACAAUUGCAAUCAUAGAACAACUCACUUUCUAUGAAAUAAAAAGUUUCCGGACAACAACACAAGGCACUCAAAGACAAAAAUACCCUUUGUUGGUCAAAGUUACAGAGGAGAAGAUGAAAAGAACAUGUCAACAACCACUUAGUUACAGGAAGGAGAGGGUUGAGGGGCUCGAUAAUGUGCAUUUUUUAAUGUUAGAAGCAGUGCUAUUGCAAGUAAACUAGAUAAAACCUAGGAAGUUUCUAUGAACUGUUACUAGCAAAACUAAAUCAUGCCACGUGGAAUGUGGAAAAAAAUAUGUGCUGCUUGUUAUUCCUAAAGAAAACCUUUCUAUAUGAAUGAUACCAACUACAGUUCUGAUGCGAAAUUUGAAUGACAGAAAAUUCAGAAUGAAUCCAAAAUGCAAAAGCCCUCAGACGUGAUAGAAGAUGCACCUCAAUUAUAUGCCUUUUGGUCAUACAAAAUUCAUAUGGCUAAAGUGAAAGGAGAAGAAUUCUUUCAUCAAUAAAAACAUUAAGUUCCUGGUAAAAACUCAGAUGCCAAAUAUGAAAGAGCAGCUGGGGCCUGGCUAAUAUCAUCUCCUGUUCAAGGUUGGAUUCUGAUGCUGUCAGUUCAGUUUUGUAAGAAAGUUUAGCAGCACAGAAAACAGGUUUCCCUUCCAAAUGAAGCACAACUGAGCAGAACAUCAAAGUUUUGGAAUAAUUUGGAAAAUAAGAUUCCAGAAACAGGUUAGUGGUGGUUGUUAAGUCCCCUACAAACAGGUAUUAAAGAUUCAGGUUUGUUCUCAUCUAGGACUAAAAUGCAUAUAAGAAUAAGAGUAUAAGCUCUUGAUUUCUAGACCUCAAAUUCUAAAGGAUCAUUUUUUUUAUGAAUAUUCUUCGUUUGAAAAUAUUUCAGUGGUUCAUUUUCAAAAAGUCUGUGUUGAUGUUCUCCAAUAUUUUCCAUCCAACUAACAAAUAAUAGUCUAAAAUGGUUAUUUGGAAGGUUUACACAUAAUUCAUCCCUAAACAGUAAAAAGGGGAAAUGAAACAGAGACAUAAAGCUCGUUAAAGUUACAUUUGGCCAGAAAAUUGAGUUAAUUCCAAUAGGGAAAAUUUCUGAGAAAGAGUUGAACAAAAGUUGAAUCACUUUUUGAUAAAAAGUCAGGGAUUACCUGGUGGAGCAGGAGAUUUUUUGGCAUGGUCAUACAACUUCUCGCAAUUUACUGUACCAAAAUUAUAUUUUUUUAUGUAAGAACUUGGCAAGUUUUCAACAAGA